AUGCCUCCCCCAAUUGUCCGCAGAGCUCCCUACAAGGACUUUCUGCAGCCAUGCACCCAACGACGAUUCGCAUCCGCCCUGCUCAUCCUUCUCGCCUUGUCCUACCUCGAGGCCCUCACUCUGUCCAGCUGGAACUCCAUCAUCUGGUCGUGGUUCCCCAUAGGCGUCGCAGGCAUACGCACUCUCUUCAUCUUCGCAUGCGUCCUCUUGGUCGUCGUUCUGCGAAUCGCACACCCCCACAUCGGCAUACGCACGAGCAAUUCCCCCUUCGACACCUUCAAGCAGAACCUCCUGUCGCUAUCAGCCUCUGAGACCGUCCUCACCUACUCCUUGUCCGCAUUCCUGUUCAGCCAGGUCUAUCUUGGCACUGUCGCCGACCAGGCCAAUCUACAAUGGGUCACAUAUCACAGCGGAGAUCGCGCACGACUCAAUGAGAGGACUGUCUUCUACACACUAACCAUGGUCUUCCUCGGAAUCACUGCUGGACUCAUCCAUCUGUUCCUGGAUUUGGACCGACUCAUCCUGGGCACGGUCAAGGAGACGGAAGAGAAGACGAAGCCAGAAGACCCAGUCGAGAAGCUUCUUGCUGCUGCCCCCAGGCUGUUGUUCCGAUCGAUCGCCACUUCCCUUGGUGUUGCGGGCCUCAACUACAUCCUCCUGUACUCGUUGUUCCGGAGGUCUGCAUGGGGCUGGGCAAUGUUCUUUCUCCGACCAUUCUACAAUCUACCCAAGACCAACAUUCCACCAGCCCAUGCGCCUUGGAGUAUCUGGAUGUUGAGCAGAUCUGUCGUGGCCGGAACUCUGCUCUGCAUUCUGUGGAACUUCAGCAACGAGGCAUUCACUGUGAACCUGGCGAAAAAGCCCCUCAAGAGUGCCCAGCCAAUCACUUCCGAGUCCAAGGAUCCCAACGGAAGUCUUUUGAACGGAUUGAAGAGCAAGAAGGCACGAAUUUCUGCCUUUGCCAUGUGGGAGCUUGCCCUGAUAUCGAGAGACUUUGACGCCCGUCGCAAGGCCAUCUUCGAGGACAUUGAUCGAAAGGAUGGUCCAAUGUGGUCUCAAAUCUACCAGCUGUGUCUAGGCCCUAUCAAGGCACUCGAGAAGCGCAUCGAUGACUAUGGGAAGCCACCUGCCCCACCUGCUGCAGCACAACAACCUGCAGUGCCGUCACAGCCACGAGCCAAGAUUGUUGAGCCGCCGGCGAGCGCCAACAUUUGGGAGCGCGCUCCUCCGCCAAAGACCAUCCAGGACUCUGUCGGAAAGUGGGUCGCAGAUGUGGCCAACACUCCUGGCAAGAAGCCCGCUGAUACGUUGGUUCCGCUAGCCAAGAAGACGGUAGCUGAUGUAAGGGAUUCGCUUUUGACCAAGCAACAACAAGAACACCUGAACCAGGAGGGCAUUGUUGGCAUGUUCCAGGGUGUCUUCAAGGUGGUGUUACCGACGAGGCUGGGCUGGUUGUUCCGACAAACAUAUUCUCGUCGUAUCCGCACCGCAGUUCUAGGUACACCAUACGGCGAUGCCAGUCUCCUUGUCAACUCAGCUUACGCGCUCUCGCGGCUGGCCGUGGCUAGUUUGGCCGAAGACAACUACGGCAACGUUCAUCGUGACGUUCCUACCAUCAUCCGGACUUUCACGACGUUGAUCAAGAAGCUCGAGGUGUUCCUGGAGAACUUCCCGGCGCAUUGGACAGACGCCAGUGGAAAGCGCCAAUCCGCCGACGUUGAAGAAGUGUUGGAUGCGUUGAAGGAGUCCCUUGCCAGGGUCGUCAAGGAUUUUGAAAAGUAUAGCUCAGACUUGAAGCUAUCGCGCACUGACUUAAGGCUCGCGAAGGAGGCAGCACAAAAGAGGGAACAGGCACAACAAGCAGCAGAGGUGGGGAGGCAACCAGAGCCCGAGAUGAGGCAGGUCAGCUAG
This is a messenger RNA of Truncatella angustata, 1911 nucleotides long. Its product is annotated as nucleoporin protein Ndc1-Nup. Gene Ontology annotation, cellular component: spindle pole body; nuclear pore transmembrane ring. Gene Ontology annotation, molecular function: spindle pole body-nuclear membrane anchor activity. Gene Ontology annotation, biological process: spindle pole body localization; nuclear pore organization. Lineage: Eukaryota; Fungi; Ascomycota; Sordariomycetes; Amphisphaeriales; Sporocadaceae. The transcript is spliced from 2 exons. The record is from RefSeq and is a predicted model, not a curated record. The coding region runs from base 1 to 1911 and encodes 636 amino acids.